Knipowitschia caucasica is the source of this 285-nucleotide messenger RNA. The record is from the annotation of a GenBank genome assembly. NCBI's taxonomy places the organism in Eukaryota, Metazoa, Chordata, Actinopteri, Gobiiformes, Gobiidae.
AUGGCCCUCAUCAUCCUCAUGGCCCUCAUCAUCCUCAUGACCCUCAUCAUCCUCAUGACCCUCAUCAUCCUCAUGACCCUCAUCAUCCUCAUGGUCCUCAUCAUCCUCAUGACCCUCAUCAUCCUCAUGGCCCUCAUCAUCCUCAUGGCCCUCAUCAUCCUCACAGGCCCUCAUCAUCCUCAUGACCCUCAUCAUCCUCAUCAUCCUCAUGGCCCUCAUCAUCCUCAUGACCCUCAUCAUCCUCAUGACCCUCAUCAUCCUCACAGGCCCUCAUCAUCCUCAUGA